Molecule: messenger RNA, 612 nt
Organism: Enterobius vermicularis (human pinworm)
Lineage: Eukaryota; Metazoa; Nematoda; Chromadorea; Rhabditida; Oxyuridae
Source: the annotation of a GenBank genome assembly
AUGAAACAUUCUCUUUUACUUCUUGGGCCUCUUUUGUUUCUGUUAACGCAUGCCGAUGAUAAUUAUGUUACUUGUGGUUCUGUGAUAAAGCUACUUAACCUGCAAGAGGGAGUUCGUUUACACUCACAUGACGUUAAAUAUGGAUCAGGAAGUGGACAGCAGUCAAUAACUGGUAUGCCGGAAGCCGACGAUGUUAACUCUCACUGGCAGGUUAUGGCUCCAAUGAAGAAACAGUGUUUUCGCGGCGAUUCGAUAAAUUGUGGUGACAAAAUACGCCUGAAACACUUGACAACGGGAUGUUAUUUGCACAGUCAUUUAUUUAAUGCUCCGUUGUCUAGAGGAAAUCAGGAGGUUUCAUGUUUCGGCAACGAGAAUGAGGGAGAUACAGGCGACCAUUGGCUUCUUUUGUGCGAUACUGGCGAAUGGUUACGUGGCGAGCCAGUACGUUUAAAGCAUGAUGACACAGGGAAAUAUCUUGCGACAAGUGGGCAACAAUACGGCAGACCAAUUAGCGGACAGAGAGAAGUAGUUGGAAUUUCCUCAGCUUCAAAAUCUGCUUUAUGGAAGACUGCAGAAGGGAUCUAUAUGAUUCGUUCCAAAGAUGACAUAUAG